UGUCUAGACCCUGCCAAAUAUGAAGAAUCCAGUAUUCCACCACCCAUUCGGUUGGUGACCCUGUAUGAACUGUGCAGCGAUAUGCUGCAGGGAGCCCUGGUGUCUUCCAUUGGCUCUGAAGGUCCAGACUCAGAUGUACUACUGGAGGGUCUGAUGCUGCCUUUGGUGGAUCAUGAACACUGCUCUGAUCCGGAGUGGUGGGGUGACAACGUGAAGCGCUGUCAUGUGUGUGCUGAUGGAUAUGAAGUCUCUGGCUGCUUUUUGGUGACCCUGUAUGAACUGUGCAGCCAGAUGCUGCAGGGAGCCCUGGUGUCUUCCAUUGGCUUUUCAGGGUCACAUCCACCAAUCCACAUCCCUUCCAGACAUUUCUCCAACUCCUCCAGCCGUGUGGUCAAUGGUGUGCCUGUAGUGCCCCACAACAAAUAUCCCUGGCAGGUUGCCUUGUUGUAUCUGAACAAUGACAAUGGUUAUCUGUACUUCAUCUGUGGCGGGUCGCUUAUCAAACGGAACUGGGUUAUGACAGCUGCGCAUUGUUUCCCCUAUGAAGGGCAGUACUGGGUGAUGUUGGGUGCACACAACCUUACUUCACUGUCAGGUUCGGAGCAGAUCAUCCCUGUGAAAAGGAUCGUCAAGCACCCAGAUUACGAUGAUGAUUAUGCAUCCUUAGGCUAUGACAUCGCUCUAGGAAGAUUAGAACACUGUGCUGAGCUGACGGACACAGUCCAGCUUGCUACCCUCCCUCCAUCUGGAUACAAGCUGCCACAUGGGACACCAUGCUACCUCAGUGGCUGGGGCUACACAUUGACUGAAGGUCCAGCCUCAGAUGUACUACUGGAGGGUCUGAUGCCUGUGGUGGAUCAUGAACACUGCUCUGAUCCGGAGUGGUGGGGUGACACCGUGAAGCACUGUCAUGUGUGUGCUGGUGGAUAUGAAGUCUCUGGCUGCUUUGGUGACUCUGGAGGACCCCUCAACUGCCCUGCAGAGGAUGGUUCCUGGGAGGUUCAUGGCAUUGCCAGCUUUGUUUCUGGCUAUGGCUGCAACGCUGAGAAGAAGCCCACGGUGUUCACGCGUGUGUCAGCCUACAUUGCCUGGAUUAAGUUU
This is a messenger RNA of Ochotona curzoniae (black-lipped pika), 1101 nucleotides long. Its product is annotated as proproteinase E-like. The annotation marks the transcript as partial. Gene Ontology annotation, molecular function: serine-type endopeptidase activity. Lineage: Eukaryota; Metazoa; Chordata; Mammalia; Lagomorpha; Ochotonidae. The transcript is spliced from 10 exons. Gene Ontology annotation, biological process: proteolysis. The record is from RefSeq and is a predicted model, not a curated record.